GACUUCAUUUGUAUCAAGCUACUUUUUUAUUAGGUCAUAUUGUCAAUAAGAAAUACGAUACUAAUUAGCAGCAAUGGUUUACUUUUUAGUUCAGCAUAUCCUCCCACCGACACCUCUGAUUGGCUAAAACGGCCGGUCUGUCACGUCAAUGCAGAGACCCACUGUGCAAAGGAAAUUCCCAGUGCGCGUGCAGGAUAAAGCGGGAAUGGAUCUCACGCACAAACCUUCGUUCACAUUGAUGUCGGUGGAAUAUAAAAAUAAAAUCUGAAAAAUGACGCAAUAUGCUCUAGGAGUCCACCUGCAGAUUCUGCUGGCAGUGGGUCUGGGAGUGUUCUGCUUCUGCCUGGUGCUGGGCUGUCUACUGUGUUGGCGGAGAGGGAAGUAUCAUCCACCAGAGGACAAAGAGUCUGCACUGUCCCCUUCCUCAGCCACGUGUGAACGGAUCACCGUGACCCUGACCCCCUCCUCUGGCACCUUACCCAUCAAGCAGCAGUAUGAGGAGCUAGACGGGGAUGUCCUGGACCUCCCCUCCCACAAUAGCAGCUCCUCCCCCUCUGAGAAUGACCUCACCACCCUGCCCUUUGAACCUCGCCCCCGGUCGUCCUCCUCUGAGCUGAGGUCCUCCCCCAGGUCCUGCUUCCCCAUGCGUCGCCUCAGCACCCCGGUAGUGUCCUCCUCCUCCCACUACAAGCCUUCAGGCCAUGGCCGUGCCUCCCUGCCCUCCAUCCCCAAACUGGGCCUAGUCUCCAAGACCCGUCGGGCGCUGGAACGCCGCUACUCCGUGAACGGUGACAACUUCCUGUACAGCGAACAGAGCCGCCUGACCAGCCCUCGCAGUGCCAUGCACCCUCCUGGCCCUCAGAGGGAGCUGUCCCAGCCACAGUAUGGCUCCAGCUCCAGCUCCCUAUCCAUCCCCACCAAGCCUGCUCCUCUCCUACACUUCUCCCUACUCUUUUCCCCGGCACGGGGCACUCUGACCACCAACAUCAUGGGCCUGUCCGGGGCGGCACGGCGGCGCAGUGGGGUGUUCGUACGAGCCAGCCUGCCCCCGCUCUGCCCCUCACCCCAGCAGGGGGCAUCUCGGCGGCCCAGCCUCAGCCCAGAGAUACAGUGCCAGAGCCUUGUGCUACAGGUGGGCUCUGUGGAAGAGCUCCGCGCCUGCACCCUCCGGCUGGCUGUGUUCAGCAGGGACUUUUCAGGCCUGAGAGAGACAGCGCUGGGAAAGCUGGAGAUGCCUUGUGGGGAGAUGGACUGGGAGCCCGACACAACUGUCACCUACACCAGGGAGCUCACCCCCACCAGGAGUAGGCUGAAAAGGAGUAUGAGUUCCCAGGAGACGUUGGGUCGUAGGAAGAGUUCGCUCUGUGCUGCUCCACGGGCCCUGGGUCAGCUCUUCAUUCUGCUGCAGUACCAGACACUGGCCCACCGCAUCAAGGUGAUGGUCCGCAAGGCUGAAAACCUGGCCAAACUCUCCCGGAUGCCAGGAGCAGCAGAUCACUACGUAGUCAUCAACCUCCGUCAGGAUGGGAAGGUGAUCAGUACGAAGGAGACCAAAGGGGCGGGAGGACACAACGCUGUGUGGAACGCUCCCUUUCUCUUUGACCUGCCUGUUGGUGACAUCACUCAGCUGCCUCUUGCUCUGGAGUUCAUCAUCAUGCAGGGGCGGCUCUACAGGAAGAGCAGCAUGCUGGGCCGUGUGUUGAUUGGCUGCGAGGCCCCAGAGGCAGGACAGGGACACUGGAGGGACAUGUGCAGUCAGGGACAGGUGGAGACAGCGUACUGGCACCCCAUCACACCAGAAGUCGUUUAGGACUUUAUAGCUGACCUUAUGGAGGUGUCAGGAGGGUCAGGACGUUGCUGGAGAGAGGACAGGUGAUAGAGGGCUUGCCAGACUAAUGGGACACGCACAAAGGACGUCCACCUCUACGCAGACGACACCAUUCUAUAUACUUCCGGCCCGUCCUUGGACACUGUGCUAUCUAACCUCCAAACGAGCUUCAAUGCCAUACAGCACUCCUUCCGUG
This is a messenger RNA of Oncorhynchus mykiss (rainbow trout), 2024 nucleotides long. RefSeq lists its product as uncharacterized. Gene Ontology annotation, biological process: calcium ion-regulated exocytosis of neurotransmitter; vesicle fusion. Gene Ontology annotation, molecular function: calcium ion binding; calcium-dependent phospholipid binding; clathrin binding. Lineage: Eukaryota; Metazoa; Chordata; Actinopteri; Salmoniformes; Salmonidae. Gene Ontology annotation, cellular component: axon; synapse; exocytic vesicle. The record is from RefSeq and is a predicted model, not a curated record.